Molecule: messenger RNA, 1059 nt
Organism: Tauraco erythrolophus (red-crested turaco)
Lineage: Eukaryota; Metazoa; Chordata; Aves; Musophagiformes; Musophagidae
Gene: OXTR
Product: oxytocin receptor
Biological process (GO): G protein-coupled receptor signaling pathway; regulation of systemic arterial blood pressure by vasopressin; maternal process involved in parturition
Cellular component (GO): plasma membrane
Molecular function (GO): oxytocin receptor activity; vasopressin receptor activity; peptide binding
Source: RefSeq, a predicted model, not a curated record
AGGAACGAGGACAUGGCCAAGGUGGAGGUGACCGUCCUCUGCCUCAUCCUGUUCCUGGCCCUGACCGGCAACCUGUGCGUGCUGCUGGCCAUCCACACCACCCGGCAGAAGCACUCCCGCAUGUACUUCUUCAUGAAGCACUUGAGCAUCGCUGACCUGGUCGUGGCCAUCUUCCAGGUGCUGCCCCAGCUCAUCUGGGACAUCACCUUCAGGUUUUACGGGCCGGAUUUCCUUUGCCGGUUGAUCAAGUACUUGCAGGUAGUGGGGAUGUUUGCUUCCACCUACAUGCUCUUGCUGAUGUCCCUGGACCGCUGCUUGGCCAUCUGUCAGCCGCUAAGGUCUCUGCACAGGAGAGCGGACCGGGUCUCUGUCCUCCUCACCUGGCUGCUGUGCCUGCUGGUCAGCAUCCCACAGAUCCACAUAUUUUCUCUGAGGGAUGUGGGGAAUGGGGUUUACGACUGCUGGGCAGAUUUCAUCCAGCCCUGGGGACCUAAAGCCUAUGUCACCUGGAUAACCCUCAUGGUCUACAUCAUCCCCGUGUUGAUCCUAAGCAUCUGCUAUGGCUUAAUCAGCUUCAAAAUCUGGCAGAACGUGAAGCUUAAGACAGCCCACGGGCCCAACGUGGGUCUGAGCUCCGGCUCCCGCAGUGGGACAGCAUUUGCCAGGGUCAGCAGCACCAGGCUCAUCUCCAAAGCCAAGAUCCGGACAGUCAAAAUGACCUUCAUCAUAGUGUUAGCUUUCAUAGUGUGCUGGACUCCCUUUUUCUUUGUGCAGAUGUGGUCUGUGUGGGACACGAACGCUCCGCAGGAAGCCUCCCCCUUCAUCAUCGCCAUGCUCCUGGCCAGCCUCAACAGCUGCUGCAACCCCUGGAUCUACAUGCUGUACACGGGGCACCUCUUCCACGACCUGAUGCGGCGCUUCCUCUGCUGCUCCACGCGCUACCUGAAGUCGCGGCCGGCGUGCGACCUGAGCGUGGGCAAGAAGAGCAACUCCUCCUCCUUCGUCCUCAGCUGCAAGAGCACGAGCCAGAGGAGCUUCACGCAUCCGUCCAUGACGUGA